Molecule: messenger RNA, 2098 nt
Organism: Durusdinium trenchii
Lineage: Eukaryota; Dinophyceae; Suessiales; Symbiodiniaceae
Source: the annotation of a GenBank genome assembly
GGGUGAGGUCGACCGACCUCCGACCCCCGUGACCCGACGGAGCGGGGGGACCGGUUUCGGUGGAUUGUGGCCGAAAGCUGGGUGACGAGAAGGGUCUUGAUCUCCGACUCUCCUGGUUCUUCAGUUCGUGCCACGAACCGAACCUGUGCAGGCCUGGACUAACCAAGUGACCGAACUAAGUUGGGCCUGGCAGAAUCAGGUGGACUAGGUGACCGAUCAUGCUAGGACUGGACACCUUUUUGGUCCACCUGGUCCGUUUUCGAAGUCCAAAACGGACAGAGAAUGCUGCCAGAACGGAUGCAGCAAGGUCAGUAUAUCUUUGACAGACCGAAACGAGCGGCCCCCGGGUUGCGGUUUAAACGAGCCACCGCUCGUUUGAGACAACACCGAGAGGUCUUGUGUGUGAAAGUGGUUGCCCCUUAUUUCUGUACAUGAUCCCUUUUUUUCAUGUCCGGUUUGCACUUGCCUAGGUUAUGGAACACGCGACGCUCUGUUUAAAACCUUUAAAGUCAUGACUCAUGACUGAUGCACUCCUAUACACUCCCUGGGUCACGUCCGCCUGGCCGAUGGGGCUCCGAGAUCGGAGAGCUCCGGAGCUCGGUGUUCUCCGGUUCCGACGUCCAGUUGCGAGUGGGUUUCACUCCACGUCCACGUCACCACCAGUUCCAGUUGCGAGUACUGGAACAUGGGCCACCGGAACGUGGGUCGGAAGAUGUCUUGGCAUCGCGCCGUCGAAGAGUUGUCUUUCGGUCGAAUCUCUGAGACGCCACCGGUCGUAACCGGGGUCGUAGACUUAGACUCCAUAUGAGGCGAGGAAAGACUGGAGGCGCUUGUAGCACUUGUGGCAUGAGGCUUUUCACCCGGACUCGGAGGUUUCCAGUGAUUGGACGUUCUUAAGCAGAAAGCCUGGUUCUCACUGGCGUUGGUGGACAAACGGUUGCCAAUCUCGACUCAGUUCCAAAUCCAACCCAGUUUCUUUCGACGUUUGGGGCGGCGCAUGGACGGAUGAAAUUCCAGACCCAAGAUGACCUCAAGAACUCAGCAGCAGAGACCCCAAACCUUUGACCAGCAGGAGAGACCGCCUAAUCUGCCGCAUCUGCAGCUCCAAGCCGGGCGGCGACCAAGACUUCGCGAACUUCGCCUUCGAUUUUCGAAGCGCCACUUCGAUGGCCGGAGUGGUGUUGCAUGGGUGUCCGUGUCUUGUGACCGUGCUGCUGAGCUUGACCGUUCGCUGUGCUUGGGCUGGCCCUGCAUUCCGAGGAGCCCAAACGGUGCCAGAGCCGGGCUCAGGUGUGGUACCAGCAGUACCUGGAUACAGGUCCUACCGUGGAUACAACUGUUGGCAAGGAUCCUUCGAUGGUUCCGGUGCGAUCAGCCUUCCAUGGCGGGCGGCGGCAGCGGCCUCUGCCGCCGCAGCGUGCGCGGAGCACUGUGCCGCAGCGAAGACCUGCGAGGGCUUCGUGGUGAUGCCGUCGCAGCGGAGGUGCUUGUUGCGCACUUCACGCAGCGACUUCUACCCCUGCGUGACGAACGAGCACUUUGACAGCUAUGUGACCGAGAGGUGGUCCAUGGCCCCCCCUAGCACGGGCGCGAAGGAGGGGGACGAGAGCACAGGGCUGUCAGUGCAUGGCUACAAGCAUUUGAAGCACACUCACUGCGCGGAGGAGAUCGCCUCGGCCAUCGAUCUGGGCCCCACUCGGCCCACUGACUCCUUGCAGCGCUGCGCGGAGCUCUGCAAUGCGGAGCCGAGCUGCAAAGGCUUCGUGCUGGAGCGCGCCGGCCUCGCCGACGGAGCUGAGAGCCUGCGGUGUGGGCUGAAGGCCUCGGUCGUCUUUGGCAAGUGCGAUCAUAGGGCUCAGAGAUAUGGGACCUAUGUGAGGAAUGCCCAGCUGGCGAAGCUCGGAGAUCCCUGUUCGACGGCCUGUAGCAAAGGAAUCGACCUGUGCUGUGAGGCUGAUUUAGUGUGCCAGGGCAGCUAUGGAAGCCCAGGGGUGUGUGCCACUCAGCAAUGACUGCUGGCCAUUCUGCUGAUGAAGGUGUGAGUGGAACACUUCAGGGUGACGUGGGAACCCCAAUGGACAAUGGAUGAAUAUGGAUG